This is a messenger RNA of Sphaeroforma arctica JP610, 1221 nucleotides long. RefSeq lists its product as hypothetical. The coding region runs from base 1 to 1221 and encodes 406 amino acids. Lineage: Eukaryota; Ichthyosporea; Ichthyophonida. Gene Ontology annotation, molecular function: hydrolase activity. The record is from RefSeq and is a predicted model, not a curated record. The transcript has a single exon.
AUGUCUGGGGUUUGGAUUGCCGUUGGUGGCCUUGCUAUCCUCCUGAUCGUGGGUAUCGUUGUAGGUGUUAUACUCUACAACAAAUCAGGGAGUACCACGGAUACCGAUGUUACCACCACUACUAACACAGAGAACUCGAGUGGGGGCACUGUCGUCUCCAACACGGGAGGCACUGUCGUCUCCAACACGGGAAACUCAAGCUCUAGUGCGGGCACUGUUGUCAGCACGGACACCUCUAGUCUCACAUUCAUGGUAGUGUCGGAUAUUGACCAGGACGUGUACGAGAGCCUCGCCACGCUCUCCGCGCCCUGGGGCCCGGCGUACCUCGUCACUGCGGGUGACCUCGACUACACCGAUCCCGAUACCAAGGGGCCCGCGGGGCACGCGGGGUUCAAGGCCGGCAUCGGCAAGCACUUUGCCGGUCUGCUGGCGGCCAAGCGUAUCUUUCCGGCCAUUGGCAACCACGACUACGACAUGGCCAGCGGCGACGACGCCGCCGCGUUCAUUGAGUACUUUAACCUCAAGCCGGGCACGGCGCUGCCCGGCAACGUGAUAGUCCCGUCCUACGAGGGUGCGCCGUACUACACGUUUAUCAUGGGCAACAUCCAGUGGUUUGUGCUGGCCACGACGUCUGACCUGGGUGGCGGCGGGUUCAGCAAGGGGUCGAGCCAGUACACCUGGCUUAGCAUAGCGCUUACUGCGUCCAUGGCCAACACGGCCGUCAAGUUCAGGUUCCUCGUCAACCAUUGGUCGCCGUUCAGCACCUUCAGGUACUGCUGCGCGGGCAGCUGCGAGGCAGACCUGUUUGUGUUCCCGCUCGCCGAGAAGGGCAUCGACGCUAUCUUUACGGGCCACGACCACGGCAUGGGGCGGUACUCGUAUCCGGACGAAAGCGUCGAGUACCAGGUCGGCGGCAAGUCGUACGGCAAGCUGGCCGGGUGGGGCGGCAUGAUGGCCUUCAUGACCGGGUCCGGCAAGAACGAUGGCGACCGGGCCGAGGACAGCUGCGAGGGCUCCGUGACGGCGGCGUCCGGGUUUACGGUCCACGCGCACCACGACGUGCUCCCGAACAGCCAGGGGGCCCUCAAGUGCACCGCGGGUGCGGCGAGCGUCAAGUUUGAGUACUACAACACCAAGGGUACGCUGGUGGACACGUGCACCCUGACGAGGGGUCGGGGGCGAGUAGGAACACGUGGACGUGAGUCGGGUUUUUGGAGGUGA